AUGGUGGUUCUCGAAAAGAAUAAAGUAAGUACUUAUCUAUUAUAUGCGUAUAAAGUUGUUGUAUUAGGUGUUAAAUACUAUUUUUACAAACCUUGAAAAUAUAUACCAGAUACCUAACUUGUUGUUUAAAAUAAAAUACAUCCUUAUAUACUUAUUUUUAUGUUUGUCUUAUACGCUAGUGUUCCUUAAACUUUUUAAGAUUACUGAACACUAAACAAUAUUUUUUACACAGAAUCCCAAAAUAUAAAAAUAUAAUUUUUUAUUUUAAAAAGAAAUCUAACUUAAUUUGUUUACUCAUAUCGGUGGUAUUAUCUUCUAUAGAAUUAAAACAAAGUUGGAUUAGUUAAAAUUUAUGUAUAAAAAUUAAAAAUAAAUAAGUGAAUGAAUGCGUAGACUGGAAUAUUAUGAUAAGUGUAUUAUAUGACCCAUUUCGAAUUAAAAAUUCAUCAUUACUUAUGUCACAGUCGCAAAUGUAAAACUCUGAUAUACCUGAUGAUGAAUUUUUUGUAUAAUACACUUAUCAUAAUACUCCAGGUGACGUAUCCAUUCAUUUAUUUGUUUUUUAUUUAUAUAUUUAUUUUCGAGUAUUAACCAUUUUAAUAAUUUUGUUUUUACUUUAUUAUUUUAUUAUUUGUUAUACAUAUACAAUGGUCAAAACAAUAUUUACAACACAAAACAAUUAUACAAUAGGUAUUAAAUAUUUACCUUAUAUAAUAUAACGUUUUUGAUUGAAAUAUUGAGUUAAUAAGUAGAUACCUAGAUAAUUAAGUUGUUGAAUGUAUACAUAUUAAAAAUUCAAUGUUUGGAUCUGCCUCUAACUAACCUAUUAGCAUAUUAACUUCUGGCAAUGUAGAAAGUGAAUUGUAAAAAGUACCUAGGUACCUAUUUAUUACAUAGGUACUUUUUAAUAUUUAAAUUUGAUUGUUCAUUUUUGUUUACAUUGAAUAAUUUUAUUAGGUAUUUUUUAAUUGCUAACUAUUUCAAAAUGUUUGAGUAUAUAUAGUAACAUAAAAUAAUGUGCAAAAAUCCUGAAUUUACCGCUCGAGCGAGUCAGCCUGGAAUCUCAUACCACAAUAUUUUAGGAACUGUUUAAAUUUUAAAAUUUAAAAAGUAAUUUUACAGGAUAAUAUAAAUUCAACAUUAUUAGUUUGGUUGUUAGUUUGUGUCUUUAAUGAAAUAUGUUCUUUGUUUGACAGUUUUUGGAAGAGCUACAAAUAUUAUUUGAUAAGUCUCGUUCAACUGGAUGUGUAAGAAUUACUGUAAAACUCUGUAAGCCACUCUUGUUUCAUUCAUAAAUCAUAAUACAGUAAAACCUUUGUAUACAAAUAAUUAGGAUAGAAUAUUAAAAUCAUCCAUUAAAUAUAAUGAAAUGUAAUAAUUGAUGCCAGGGAAAAACUUAGGAUACAUAGUAUUAUACACAGGUUGUAUUCCUAACUGGGAGUCAUUAUAAUUAUUUGCCAUGUAUCUAUAAAUUAAGGUUUUACUGUAUAUAUAUAUAUAUGUAUAUAUAUGUGUCAAAAAUUAAAUUAUGCUUAUUUGCCUAUUUAGUACUACUAAGUGAAAAAUCAAAUGAAAACUCUAAAAUUGAAUUACCUAAAGAGAAAAUAUGUUUGAUCAGAGCAACAUUCAAAAACAAAAAAAUAAGUACUAGAGUGAGUUAAAUUGUAUUUAAAAUUCAAUUUUAUAAAUUAACUAAAUAAUAUGUUAUUAUUUCUGUACCUAGAUUUCUGCAAAUGAUGUAGUGUCUUUUCAAGAGAAGUACUCCACAUUAUUAAGAAAUUCUUUAAGUAGUUUGAUAAAAACUAAAAAAUUAAAAAAAAAAGUAAUGUCUUAA
Cinara cedri is the source of this 1834-nucleotide messenger RNA. NCBI's taxonomy places the organism in Eukaryota, Metazoa, Arthropoda, Insecta, Hemiptera, Aphididae. The record is from the annotation of a GenBank genome assembly.